Hyposmocoma kahamanoa is the source of this 503-nucleotide messenger RNA. RefSeq lists its product as uncharacterized. Gene Ontology annotation, biological process: nucleosome assembly. The transcript has 2 exons. Gene Ontology annotation, cellular component: nucleosome. Bases 11 to 454 code for a protein of 147 amino acids. Lineage: Eukaryota; Metazoa; Arthropoda; Insecta; Lepidoptera; Cosmopterigidae. The record is from RefSeq and is a predicted model, not a curated record. Gene Ontology annotation, molecular function: DNA binding.
UUCACGUGGCAUGGCGAAAACUAGUAGAAAAAGAAUAUUCCGCUAUACCAGAAAUAAACUCUCAAAGAACAACACGGGACAAUUAGUUCUUUCGGCUAUCAAAAAGCUCACGAAGAACACAGCAUGGACGGCGCGUACUAUUGUCAAGUUUAUUAAAAUGGAAUAUUCACUCAAAGGUCCCAAUAUAAGUCGGAAAGUUACACGGGCACUAAAGCGGGGCGUGAAGUUAGGCAUUUUGCAGCGAGAACACGGACGAUAUCGUCUCAAUGCAAUGUCUCGGUUAGCGUGUCCCGAAGUUGAGUUGGAGCGUGGGCGCUACCAAGCCGGGAUACUGCAUCUCGAACAGCCAUUGCGUCUACGCAGUCGCACACCCUCAAGAACGCACACGCUCAUGAAAUACGACAGAAAAACGAAAAUCUUGGAGCAAUCUAAACCCGUGCACCACGGCACGUAGACAAAAUUUCAAUAAAAAUUAAAAGUUAGAUUUCAAUCUAAAUGAUGAU